Messenger RNA from Podarcis raffonei (Aeolian wall lizard), 1499 nucleotides. Its product is annotated as olfactory receptor 14A16-like. The record is from RefSeq and is a predicted model, not a curated record. Lineage: Eukaryota; Metazoa; Chordata; Lepidosauria; Squamata; Lacertidae. Bases 332 to 1267 code for a protein of 311 amino acids. Gene Ontology annotation, biological process: G protein-coupled receptor signaling pathway. The transcript has a single exon. Gene Ontology annotation, cellular component: membrane. Gene Ontology annotation, molecular function: G protein-coupled receptor activity; olfactory receptor activity.
GUUGAUUCUACUUUCUCAUUAUUGAUUCAGCAUGUAACCAAGAUGGGUCUUUCUUGAGAUGCUCUCUAUGUUCCCUUGCAACUCUAAAAUUCUAUGAGUACUGGGGAGAAUCAAUAGUAUCAGUUGAAUGUUUACUGCUGGCAUCACCCAUUACAUCAUAUUGACAUAGGAGGGAAACCCCACAUACAAUUGCCUGCAUAUUCCCUCUACCAACAGACUUUCUUUAACUCUGUUCUAAUCUUAGGUGCCAAAACACUUCUGCUGGUGUUGCUGAAACAAAAUAACAGUACUCUUCGAGAACUUUUUAAAAGAAAUAUUUCAAAGAAUUAAGAUGGCCAACCAGUCUACAGUGACAGAAUUUCUUCUGAUGGGGUUUUCCAGUGACCCAGAAGAACAAUUUUUUUACUUUGUGAUAUUUCUCUCCAUUUAUUUAAUAGCCUUAGUGGGGAAUUUUCUCAUCAUCGUUGCUGUUGCCCUAAACCACAAGCUACACACCCCUAUGUACUUCUUUUUGGUCAACCUAUCAUUAUCAGACAUUUGCUACAUCUCUACCACAAUCCCCAAAUCCAUAGCUGCUUCUUUGUUGGGUUACAAAAAGAUUUCUUUUGCUGGCUGUGUCGCACAGGUUUUCUUAGUUUUCACUUUUGGAGGUUCUGAGCUUGCCAUGCUCACUAUCAUGGCUUAUGAUCGCUAUGCUGCAAUCUGCCAUCCUCUACAGUAUGAGCUAAUCAUGAACUGGGAUGCCUGCAUCCAAAUGGCAGCUGCUUCCUGGAUAAGUAACCUAAUUCAUUCAUCAUUACAUACCAUUAUCACUUUCAGGCUAGAUUUCUGUGGGUCCAAUAUUAUUGGGCAGUAUUUCUGUGAUAUCCCUCAGUUGCUAAAGAUUUCUUGUACUGACACAAAGGUUAAUCAAAUUUUGAUUUUUGCCAUAGGGAUUACAGUAGCUUCAUUUUGUGGAGGGUUCAUCUUUGUUUCCUAUGGCUACAUCUUCUCUGCAGUGUUGAGAAUCCCUUCUGUUCAAGGUAGAUAUAAAGUUUUCUCUACCUGCAUCCCCCACCUGACUGUCUUUUCUUUAUUUAUUAGCACAGAUUUGUUUUCAUAUAUGAGUCCUAAAGCACUUUCUUCUACAACGAUGGAUUUGCUCUCUGCUGUAUUGUAUACGGUUUUGCCACCACUACUGAAUCCCAUUAUUUAUAGCUUUAGGAACAAAGACAUCCAAGAGGCUGUACUGAAAAUACCGAAAAGAAUUAGAAGUCUCCUAGCAUGAUUGCUCAAGUUGUGUCUCAUACACAUCACAUUUCCUGUGCUUUGUAUAAGAAUGCAAAUGUCCGUAAAAAAUUGCAUAAAAAUGCAUUAUAUUGCAUAACAGUGCAUUGCAAAUAGAUGGGUAUUGGGCAAAUUUGCAUAUAAAAUGUGCAUAUUAGAAUCGUUUCACACAGAACAACUUUCAUUAGGACUUUAAGGACUUUAGGAGUUUUCAUUAGGACUUUAAAAAACGA